CUAUCCAGGGAGAUUGAUGGCCGAACUUUCUUUUCUUUUUUAUUUUUUCUCUCUCUUUAACCGGUUGUGGAUUUUUGUUGUAAUCUUUUUCCAGAUUGUUGUUAUUGUGGUUGUGGAUCUUUUCAUUGUAUUUUUGUGUUUUUACUUGUAUUUUUUAGGUGCUCUGGUGACGGAGACGGCUGUUGCCUCAAUCAUGGCGAUUACCAGUAGAGAUACCGUCAGUUAUUGGCUGAGAUACUAUCAAUUAUCGGAUGAGAUAUCGUUGAUUUUUUGUUUUCUGUGAUUUGGUUUCCCGGUUGCCGGCUGCCGAUAACGGUGGAUUCCGGACAAUUUUGGUAGUUACCGGCCUGUGACUUGGUGGUUACCGAUGGAUAGCCAGUAUCUUUGCGGAUACCAAUUGGUAUAUUGACCAAAUACUAGUGACUCGAUUGGCAUCGGUGGUUGGUAGCUGUUCGUGACUAUUGAAUACUGACAGUUGUCGGUCGGAUACCGCCGGAUAUCUCGCUUGGAGACUAAUUUUGUAAUCAGGAGAUGGAAAUUUGCAAGCCCCUCAAGUCUGAAACUGCCUUAAAGCAUCGUCCAUUGACUCUUUUCAGACUAAUAAGGGGUCUGAUAUGCUUGGUAGUCUUUCUUUUCACUGCUUUCAUGUUUCUUGCAUACUUGGCGCCCGGAGCUGCCUUCUUGCGGUUCUUGAGCAUCACUUACAGCAGAAAAGCGACGUCGUUAGCGUUCGCUCUCUGGCUCGGUUUGUGGCCUUUUCUGUUCGAAAAGAUAAACAGGACCAAGGUGGUUUUUUCAGGAGAUAUUGUUCCAUCAAAGGAACGUGUUAUGGUCAUUGCCAAUCACAGGACCGAAGUUGAUUGGAUGUACUUGUGGGACCUGGCGUUGCGAAAGGGGUGCCUUGGACAUAUCAAGUAUGUCCUUAAGAGCAGCUUGAUGAAACUGCCCGUCUUAAGUUGGGGAUUUCAUGUUCUGGAGUUUGUUCCUUUGGAGAGAAAGUGGGAAGUCGAUGAGCCUGUUCUUCGACAAAUGCUUUCGACAUUUUCGAAUCCUCAAGAUCCCUUGUGGCUGGCUAUUUUCCCAGAAGGAACUGAUUUUACUGAACAAAAAAGCAAAAGAAGUCAGAAAUUUGCAGCAGAAGUUGGACUCCCCGUGUUAUACAAUGUGUUGCUUCCGAAAACCAAAGGUUUCUGUGCCAGCUUGGAAGUUCUAAGGGAUUCCUUGGACGCAGUUUAUGAUGUGACUAUUGCAUACAAGAACAACUGCCCCUCCUUCUUAGACAACGUGUUUGGCUUGGAUCCAUCAGAAGUUCACAUGCAUGUUAGGCGUAUCCCUGUCAAGGAUAUCCCGGCAUCCGAGGAUAAAGCUUCUUCUUGGUUAAUUAAUGCCUUCCAGCUCAAAGACAAGUUGCUCGCAAAUUUCAAGGCUGAAGGCAAUUUCCCUAACCCAGUAGCAGAAGAAGAACUAUCUUCAGUGAAAUGCUUAGCAAAUUUCCUGAUGGUAAUUCUAUGUACUGCAAUAUUUGUUUAUCUCACCUUUUGUUCAUCUGUUUGGUUUAAAAUUUACAUAAUUUUGGCCUGUGCAUAUCUUGCUUCGGCUACUUACCUGAACAUUCAACCGAUGCCAUUUCUAGACUUUGUUAGAGCAAUGUUUUGUUUCAAGAAAACAAGAAAUGAUUAAUACAAAAAAGAGAAUACAAUUUAUGC
Molecule: messenger RNA, 1706 nt
Organism: Morus notabilis
Lineage: Eukaryota; Viridiplantae; Streptophyta; Magnoliopsida; Rosales; Moraceae
Product: probable 1-acyl-sn-glycerol-3-phosphate acyltransferase 4
Exons: 4
Coding region: 532-1680 (382 amino acids)
Cellular component (GO): endomembrane system
Molecular function (GO): acyltransferase activity
Source: RefSeq, a predicted model, not a curated record